This is a messenger RNA of Ostrinia furnacalis (Asian corn borer), 1328 nucleotides long. RefSeq names its product replication factor C subunit 4. The transcript has 6 exons. Gene Ontology annotation, cellular component: nucleus; DNA replication factor C complex. The coding region runs from base 147 to 1202 and encodes 351 amino acids. Lineage: Eukaryota; Metazoa; Arthropoda; Insecta; Lepidoptera; Crambidae. Gene Ontology annotation, molecular function: ATP hydrolysis activity; DNA clamp loader activity; ATP binding. The record is from RefSeq and is a predicted model, not a curated record. Gene Ontology annotation, biological process: DNA-templated DNA replication; DNA repair.
UGUCAUCACAUCUGAUUUUGACAGUCAAAAGAAGAACCGCGCUUAAAUUUUUUCGGAAUUGAAUUUGCUUUUACUAAUUAAAUCGAUUACUUUGUAGGUUUUGUGGCUGUACAUAUUAAUAAUCUAAGCCUAUAGUUGCAAGCAAUAUGCAGGCUUUUCUUAAAACUGGUAAAAUUUCCGCUGCCGAUAAACCAUCUUCAUCCGGCGUCAAAACAUCGUCUAAGAAGAAGCCACCAGCACCAUGGGUGGAGAAAUACCGCCCGAAAACCAUAGAUGAUAUAGUUGACCAAGGUGAGGUUGUGCAAGUCUUGCGGGAAUGUUUAUCGGGUGGAGACUUGCCACACCUGCUGUUCUAUGGCCCCCCUGGCACGGGUAAAACUAGUGCUAUAUUGGCUGCUGCUCGGCAGCUGUUUGGAGACAUAACAAAGGAUAGAGUAUUGGAAUUGAAUGCAUCUGAUGAACGCGGUAUUCAAGUGGUCAGGGACAAAGUGAAGGCCUUUGCCCAGCUCACUGUAAGCAGUACGAGACCAGAUGGCCGCCCCUGUCCACCGUACAAGCUGGUGAUCCUGGACGAAGCGGACUCCAUGACAAAUGCCGCACAGGCGGCCCUCCGCCGCACAAUGGAGCGUGAGACACGUACCACGCGCUUCUGUCUCAUUUGUAACUACGUUUCUCGGAUCAUCCCGCCCAUCACCAGUAGGUGUUCCAAGUUCCGUUUCAAACCACUGGCGAGAGAAAAUGUUAUUAAGAGACUCCGCGAGAUAUGCGAGACGGAAGGCGUAGAGGUGGGCGACGGAGAAGUACUACAUCAAGCAGUCGACACGUGCGAAGGUGACUUGCGGCGCGCGCUCACGGCGCUGCAAUGCUGCCAGCGGCUGCUAGGGAAGAUCACGGCUGACGGACUUAUUGAGGUGACUGGACUUGUUCCAGACAAAAUGGUCCAGGAAUACAUGAAUGUCAAGAACUACGCAGAACUGGAAAAGUUUGUAGAAAAUUUCCUAAUGGAAGCGUACUCGGCAUCUCAACUGCUGGAGCAACUCAGUGCCACCGUAGUGACAGCCGGCCAGCUGACCAACAAGCAGAAGUGCGCCAUCAGUGAGAAGCUAGCAAUCUGUGCCCAUCGGCUGUUGGAUGGAGGCGCCGAGGUCAUGCAGCUUACGGAUUUGGGAUGCACGAUUAUCAUGGCGAAUAACGACCCUUGAUGGGUUGAACGGUAUAUUUUUACCCUAUUUUGAUAUAAGUUUACCCCUUAGGCCCAGAACAGACGGUGAAACGCUACUGCAACGAAACUGCAACUUUGUGAUGAUUUUGAUGAAUGAAACUGAAAC